AUCACCUAAGGCCAUAAUAAGUGAUGGUGGAGCUCACUUCCACAAUAGAUUAUUCCAGGUAGUGCUGUAUAAGUACGGGGUACAAUAUCGAAUUGUCACUCCUUACCACCAUCAGACAAGUGGACAGGUGGGAAUCUCGAACAGACAAUUAAAAAGAAUUCUGGAGCUUACUAUGAAUGCAUCUUACCAGGAUUGGUCAAAGAAAUUAGACGAUACUUUAUGGGCAUAUCACACUGCUUACAAGACACCUAUUGGGAUGUCCCCAUAUCGACUAGUUUUGGGAAAAGCAUGCCACCUACCAGUGAAAUUUGAACAUAGAGCAUACUGGGCAUUGAAGUAG
Molecule: messenger RNA, 340 nt
Organism: Olea europaea var. sylvestris
Lineage: Eukaryota; Viridiplantae; Streptophyta; Magnoliopsida; Lamiales; Oleaceae
Exons: 1
Biological process (GO): DNA integration
Molecular function (GO): nucleic acid binding
Source: RefSeq, a predicted model, not a curated record